UUCGCAGCCUACGUGUAUGCGCCGCCGACGAAUCGCGACCUCUGCUGGAGCAUUCGUGGAGGAUCCAUAGAGGCUCUAUGCAAGAAAUAGCAUGGUUGGCGUGGCCUGCCUGGCCGCCGUCGGAAGAGGUUUGGGUCGCGUGUUUCAACACGCUGGAGGUGCUUCGUCUCUUUGCCAUCUCGAAGUCUUUGCAUCUCAACUUCUUCUGCGUCUCCGCCUUUCACUUCCUCUGCAGCCUCUAUUCAAGCCUUCUUUGUUCUAUUAUUCUCUCGCCCCGUUGUUACAUUGUAAACACAGCCCCUCCGUCCAAUCAGGUCACAUCUGGCCUCCACCAACAAUAGACCAGCAUCGCAGACAGCCUUUGUUUCAUCCUCGUGACAGCCCCAACUGAGCUUCACCUCGCGCCCCGCAUGAAAAUGACUUCCUCAUGAAAUCGCCAAAUGUCAAUGUGCAAGUCUUCCUAGACAAGUUCGA
This is a messenger RNA of Mytilinidion resinicola, 474 nucleotides long. RefSeq lists its product as uncharacterized. NCBI's taxonomy places the organism in Eukaryota, Fungi, Ascomycota, Dothideomycetes, Mytilinidiales, Mytilinidiaceae. The coding region runs from base 92 to 391 and encodes 99 amino acids. The transcript has a single exon. The record is from RefSeq and is a predicted model, not a curated record.